This is a messenger RNA of Ostrea edulis (European flat oyster), 1139 nucleotides long. RefSeq names its product adenosine receptor A2b-like. The coding region runs from base 216 to 1139 and encodes 307 amino acids. The record is from RefSeq and is a predicted model, not a curated record. Gene Ontology annotation, molecular function: G protein-coupled receptor activity. Gene Ontology annotation, cellular component: membrane. NCBI's taxonomy places the organism in Eukaryota, Metazoa, Mollusca, Bivalvia, Ostreida, Ostreidae. Gene Ontology annotation, biological process: G protein-coupled receptor signaling pathway. The transcript has a single exon.
UUUAAGAACAUUCUACGCAAUUUCUAUCAAUCAAUCACAUGACAAAUCAAACUCAAAAUGUAGCGUUAAACCAGUGGGGAGUUUAUGAUACUAAAAGUGAUACUUCGUCCUAAGCAGAUUGAUCGCGUUUUACAGUUUGAUUGCGUCUGGCAUCUGUUGCUGAUCUCAGACUCCUACACAGUAUUUAGUAUAAUAAUCGUUGGUUAUUCAUCAAGAUGAAUUUAAGCGGAAAUCAGGGAAUUGUUCCGUCUUCGAAUACUCCAUGGGUUUUCUCUGUUUUUCAGUUGAUACUGGCUUUCUUUAUUGUAUUGGAGAACGGAAUAGUACUUAUAGCAGUGAUAAAAUACCUGCGCCGACUGACACCAGCAUGUCUUCUGAUCAUCAAUCUAACAGUAGCCGACAUUGUGAUGGGACUGGUACUUCCGGUUCAGGUGGCGUCGAGGCUCAGCGUAUCAUUUGCCGAAAAUGAUUCUGUCUGUUCUGCAAGAAUAUCGACAAUGGUACUGGCGUCAUUUUCGUCACUCUUUGCAGUACUGUUGACUGCAGUCGACCGUUAUCUUGGCGUAUGUCGAUGUAUUUCUUAUUACAAAACAGUCACCAUCAAGAGGACAACUGGCGCCAUUGUCUGUAUGUGGAUUUAUGCAGUUGUUGUAGCUUUUUACCCUUUCCGUUUUUACAACCAGGAUAUUCAAACAACUCCUGACUGUGUUAUGAAACAGCACGUGUCGCACGUAUACGUGGGAUUUAUGCCAUUUCAGUAUUUUUCGAUUUUGAUAAUAAUGUGCUACAUCUACUGCCAUAUCUGCAGAACCGCUCUUAACAGAAGACGAACUAUAUCAGUCGAUCAGGGAUUCGUGUUAAGCUCUCGCGUUCUGAGACUUGAACGAGAGCUGAGAGCUGCUCGGUUGAUGGCCCUUAUCUUGAUUGUGUUUGUUUUUUGUUGGACGCCUUUUGCCGUGACACAGAUAUACGACAUAACAGAGAGCGAAGUCAACCCGACUGUUGUAAAGUUUACAGAUACUUCGGCUUUUCUGGGAAUUCUAAAUUCAGUGGUGAAUCCAUUCAUAUACCCCUUGCAAAAUCGAGACUUCAAGAAAGCUUUUACACAAGUAUUUUUAUGUCGUACAAAAUUAUGUUAA